Molecule: messenger RNA, 531 nt
Organism: Helianthus annuus (common sunflower)
Lineage: Eukaryota; Viridiplantae; Streptophyta; Magnoliopsida; Asterales; Asteraceae
Exons: 1
Coding region: 1-531 (176 amino acids)
Source: RefSeq, a predicted model, not a curated record
AUGCUAAACAGGUUUGCAAUUCCUUAUUAUCCUUAUGAUUGGGUUAAAUGGGCCCCAAGAAAAGUCAAUAUCUUCGGAUGGCGUGGAGAGCAAGAUCGGUUAUCUACAAUGGUCGGUUUAAAGAAGAGAGGAAUGUUACCUAAUUCUUCAGUUUGUAAAUUAUGUGGGGAAAGAGAAGAAGACGCGGAUCACUUAUUCAUCGGGUGUUACGUGGCAGCGGUAUUGUGGCAAAAAGUGAGCAGCUGGUGCAAUAUUCAGCAGAUCUAUGCCCAUUCCAUGAAAGAUUUGUUGAGUUUCUACAAAACUACACAGCUGGAUGAACAUAAGAGGAACUACGUACAGACGAUAAUAUUAGCAACUUGUUGGGGAAUCUGGAAAGCAAGAAAUGAUGUAAUAUUUAAAGGGAAACACGUGAAUAUCGAUGGGAUCUUUGGGGAAAUGCAGGCAACUACCUUUCUAUGGAUAAAAAACAGAGCAAAGAGAACAAAUUUGGUGUGGAGGAGCUGGGUGAAGUUUGAUAUAACAAAUUAG